UUGAAGUAACUUUUUCCCUCCUCUACCAACAGUACUAAGAACAAGAAGCCCUUUCAGAAUCCUGUGGCUUUCCCUCCUGAGUUGAGGUGCGAGAUCAGGGAUGUCCAUGAUAGGAAUCUCGUUCUAUCUGAGAUGAUGAAGCAGUUCCGAGAUUCUUUGUUACCUGGAUCCCAACUACAGAAAGCAAAUGUCACCCUGGAUCCAAUGACAGCAAAUCCUUGUCUCUUUCUGUCCGAAGAUCGCAAAAGUGUGAGAUAUGAAUUCAGAUGGCAAGAUUUACAUGACAAUCCUGAAAGAUUCAACAAUCAACUUUAUGUGCUGGGAUGUGAGGGAUUCAGAGCAGGCAGACAUUACUGGGAAGUCACUGUGGGAAGUGAGGGAAAUUGGGCUGUGGGGGUGGCCAGGAAGUCUGUAAGGAGGAAAGGCUUUGUUGAAUGGAUAACUAAGGAAGGGAUCUGGGCUUUGGGGAGAUGGAGAAGUAAAUACAGGGCCUCCAACCUUUCUGUUGAAACUUGUCUUUCUUUGAGUGAGAAGCUGAGAAGGAUCCAAGUGUCCCUGAACUAUGAAGGGGGGCAGGUGUCCUUUCAUGAUGCUGACACGGGAUCCCAUCUCUACACUUUCUCUGGAGCCUCUUUCUCUGGGGAGACCCUCCUCCCCUUCUUUCAUGUGGCUGGAAGAGGACCCAUCACAAUCUCCCCUUAAGGCAUUGAAGCUGAUCUCAGAGGGAAAUUGAAAGGGCUACUUGGGUCAAGUACUUCUGUUAAGUUCCCCUUUUCCUAAAUCUCCCCCCAAGAGAUGCUCCUGACCACCCUCCUCCUCAGAAAACAAACUGAAUAAAUAAGAGGGGGGCUUUUUCUUCCUCCCUUUCCAUGGGUCCUUUCCUUCCUCUGCCAGUCAAUUCUUAAAGAGACAGUAGCCCCUUUUCCUGCAUGUCAGAAAUUUCCCCUCUGUAUUUUCAGAAGAUAUCACACCCACAACUCUUAUUUUUUGUUUCUAUUUCCUCUUUUGUUUUGCCACAACUUCCCAGGUCCUCUUGAGAUAUACUCUCUUGAACCCUUGGAGGGAGAAAGGAUAUUUUCUUGUCCUCAAGAGACCCAAGCAGGAGGAAAUAAUUGUAACUGGUUGUAGGAUGUGCCAUUCCAGCCCAGAUCUCGUGAGUUUACGAAUAGUAAUCCAUGUGGUAUUUCUAUCACACAAAUAUGUUGUGUGUUUUAUCAUGGGCAUGGGCUGAUGUGGGUGUGAAUGGGCUUGCAUUGACCAGGAACAACAGAAUGCUAUUCCAGUAGAUUGAGAAGUGCAUCUUAAAUAAAGAUAUUUGCUCAA
Pogona vitticeps (central bearded dragon) is the source of this 1323-nucleotide messenger RNA. The record is from RefSeq and is a predicted model, not a curated record. NCBI's taxonomy places the organism in Eukaryota, Metazoa, Chordata, Lepidosauria, Squamata, Agamidae.